AACUAGGGUCUCUUGGACGUUUGCGGAAGGGGUAAUCAAUAUAAUGUUGUAGAUCAACACUGAUGAAAACAAAAUGUCAUGCUGUGUACUCCGGAAAGUGAGAGAUUUUAGCAAUGUUUCUCGACAGUCCCUCUGUAGACAACUUUGCACAAGCGUUGCAAAACAAGAAGAUGCUAAAAACAAUGCUUUGGACUGUCCAAAAAGAAAUUCUGACAUCAGAACAAUGAGAAAUCAAAUGUUCAUAGAGGAGAAGAAGAGACAGUUGUCUCUGAUUCGAAGAGUUGAGAAGAUUAAAGUGGAAUACACUGGGAUACCAGAGGAUUGUACACUUCAGAUGAACAAAGAUCUUUCUACUCCUUAUAACUGUGCCAUGCACAUGAAAUCGAACAUCAAGACAUUGGCAGCCUUGGCUUUGGUGAAUGGAGAAGUUUGGGACAUGCAUCGACCUUUGGAGUCGGACUGUUCUUUAGAGUUCCUUAGAUUUAGAGACAGUGAACCAGCACAAUUAAACAGGGCAUGCUGGAGAACAGGAUCAUUUAUACUUGGGUACAUAUUUGAUCGUGCUCUGAAAGAUGAAAACAGAGUUGAUAUUUUACGUUUUCCUAAUAACCCAGUCGUGGAGGACGGAUACUUCUGUUGUGACAUUGACCUGGGCUCUUUGAACUCAUGGCAGCCUCUACAGGAAGAGCUGACUGCAUUGUCAAUUGUUGGGACAAAAUUAAUCAAAGAAUCGGCCACCUUUGAGAGAUUGGAUGUGGACCAGGAAUUAGCGUUAGAAAUGUUUAAAGACAAUAAAUACAAGUGUCAGCAGAUACCAGACGUUGCCAAGUCCUCCGUGACAGGGUCGCAUGUCACCCUGUACAAGGUGAACGAUUAUGUGGACGUCACCACUGGACCUCUCCUGGAAAGCACCUACCAUCUCUUUCAGUUCACUGUUACAAAGAUGUUUCCUAUGACAUGUCCUGUAAAUGGCAAAUUUGUCAGAGUGCAGGGAAUUGCCAUGCCACGGGCACUGCAGAUUCAUUACAAGGCUUAUGAAUUGCUGACUGAAAGGGCAAAACGAAUUGGACUUCAAGAUCCUUACAGAGAAUCUGUCCAAACUUCUGAAUAAAUUAUGUACUCAUAUAUGAUAUAUCUUAUAAUAAAAUGUCUAUUGCAUUUUUAAA
This is a messenger RNA of Magallana angulata, 1166 nucleotides long. RefSeq names its product 39S ribosomal protein L39, mitochondrial-like. The transcript is spliced from 9 exons. Gene Ontology annotation, cellular component: mitochondrion. The coding region runs from base 74 to 1111 and encodes 345 amino acids. NCBI's taxonomy places the organism in Eukaryota, Metazoa, Mollusca, Bivalvia, Ostreida, Ostreidae. Gene Ontology annotation, biological process: threonyl-tRNA aminoacylation. The record is from RefSeq and is a predicted model, not a curated record. Gene Ontology annotation, molecular function: nucleotide binding; threonine-tRNA ligase activity.